Molecule: messenger RNA, 687 nt
Organism: Cynara cardunculus var. scolymus (artichoke)
Lineage: Eukaryota; Viridiplantae; Streptophyta; Magnoliopsida; Asterales; Asteraceae
Exons: 6
Coding region: 91-543 (150 amino acids)
Biological process (GO): protein folding; chaperone-mediated protein complex assembly
Cellular component (GO): cytosol; nucleus
Molecular function (GO): protein-folding chaperone binding; Hsp90 protein binding
Source: RefSeq, a predicted model, not a curated record
GAAUUAGUUUUCCGGUAAGAUUUUGCAACCCUCGCCGAUUCACCGGACCGACUGUCGAAUUCACCCUGCAGGCCAAAGUUCUUUCGAAAAAUGAGAAGCCAUCCAGAGAUUCUUUGGGCUCAACGCGCAGAUAAAGUUUACCUGACCAUAGAUCUAACUCACGCAAAAGACAUUGCGGUUAAAUGCGAACCCCAUGGAUCGUUUAACUUUUCUGCCGUUGGGGCUAACGAUGAGACCUUUGACUUCAGUUUGGAACUUUAUGGGACUAUACUACCCGAGGGCUGCAAAACCCAAAUGGGGUUGAGGAAUAUACUAUGCACCGUUCAGAAAGAGGAGAAAAGUUGGUGGAAACGACUCUUGAAAUCCAACGAGAAACCUGCUCCAUAUAUAAAGGUCGACUGGAAUAGAUGGUGUGACGAGGACGAAGAAUUAGCUAACAGUGUUGAUAAUGAUGACUUGAAGUAUACUAGUGAUGAUGAAGGGAGCAGUGGGGACGACGGAAUGUUAUAUCUUCCAGACUUGGAAAAGGUGAGAGGAAACUAGAGAACAGAUCUACAAAAAACCAAGUUGAUAUCAGAUUACUGCUGUUGACUUUGACUUGACUAGAAGGUGGUGGAGCUGUAACUUGGUCAUUUGGAUCUUUUGUAAUGUCACCACCGGCAGCCUACUUCAAAACACUAUAUCAUA